AUGACAAAGGAGAUCGAGAAUCAUGUCAGCCAAUGUUACAAAUGUAUCAGGAGGAAAAGAGGAACCACAGUAAAGGCACAACCCGUAAGCAUCAAGACCACACAGCCCUUGGAAUUGGUCUGCAUGGAUUUCCUUACACUGGAACCAUCCAACGGAGGACAACAGUGUAUACUAGUGGUCACCGAUCAUUUCACCCGCUACGCCCAGGCUUAUCCCACCAAAAAAAUGACUGCUCAAACAACAGCUGAGGUCUUUUUCAAGAACUUUGUCGUCAAUUAUGGAUUACCCAAGAGAAUCCACUCAGACCAAGAAGCAAACUUUCAGGAAAACCUUAUGAAGGACUUGUGUAAUCUCACACAGAUUGAUCAGUCCAGGACUACUCCUUACAACGCUAUGGGAAACGGACAGUGUGAGAGGUUCAACAGAGCACUACUGAACAUGCUUGGAACCUUGGAUGCUAGUGAAAAGAAGGACUGGAAGAGCCAUGUUGGUCCUCUCAUGCGUACCUGCAACUCUACAAGGCACGAGACAACAGGAUAUUCACCGUUCUUUCUUAUGUUCGGAAGACAGCCAAGACUCCCUGUAGACCUAGCAUUUGGACUAGAUAUUGAACCAAGCAAGGCCAAUUCUCUGUUGGAAUACACUAUUUCCCUGAAAGAUCGACUGAAACAGGCAUAUGAACUCGCUGCUGAAUCUGCCACCAAAUCUCAAGCAAGACAGAAGGCUAACUAUGACAUCAAAGCCAGAGCUGCCAUGUUGGACAUUGGAGAUAGGGUGCUUGUUAAGAUCGUCGCAUUUGAUUGGAAACACAAGAUCGCUGACAAGUGGGAAAAGGAUGUAUAUGUCAUUCUUCAUCAGCCUGAUCCUGCGAUACCUGUGUUUGUAGUUGGGAAGGAGAGAGACGAUGGGAAACGGAGGUCCCUCCACAGGAAUUUACUUCUUCCCAUAGGAUCUCUGCCACAAGCAGUCCCAGGUGCACCCGUCCCAAUUCCAAGGUCUCGGAAAUCCAAGACGCCAGUUGCUCCAUCUGGAUCAUCAAUCCAGGAACAGGAGGAUUUGGGUCAGGAUCAAGAGGACGAUUCAGAAGAUGAAAUUUGUUUUGUGCCCGUGACCUCACCAGAACCCUCAGUUUCAGCUGGUGUACCGGCUGAUAGGCCACCUGAAAGUGAGGCUGAAGUUGUGACAGAUGCCGCUCUGCAUGAGGAUCACCGAGAUGAAGAGCCAGAGAGAGCCACAGAUGUUGAUGGUGAUGAAGUUGGAGAUAUCCCAGGUGAUGAAGCGGUUUCUGCACCAGAAGACAUGCAGAUAGAAGCUGAAGUUCCGGGAUCAUCUGUACCACCUGUCAAGUUAUCUAAGGGUGUUGAUGCUGCUGCACAAGAGGAUGUGCACACGGAAGUAGAAACUUCUGAGCCACCACCAACAAGAACCACACCCGAAGGUAAACCUCGGCGGAGGAUACUACCUACCCCACCACUAAGGAGGUCACAGAGGGAACGGCAGAAACCAUCGUGGCAGACAAGUGGCAAAUAUGUGAUGGCAGCUAGGACAACACCAAAACCGGACUGGAUCUCGAGAGCAGACUACCUUAGUUCUCUCAUAGCUACAGGAGUGGUAGCCAGUAAAUGUGAUAAGGCAUAG
Messenger RNA from Haliotis rubra (blacklip abalone), 1638 nucleotides. RefSeq lists its product as uncharacterized. Gene Ontology annotation, biological process: DNA integration. The transcript has a single exon. The record is from RefSeq and is a predicted model, not a curated record. NCBI's taxonomy places the organism in Eukaryota, Metazoa, Mollusca, Gastropoda, Lepetellida, Haliotidae. The coding region runs from base 1 to 1638 and encodes 545 amino acids. Gene Ontology annotation, molecular function: nucleic acid binding.